GCAGCACCGUGGCCCCGUCACAGGGCGGGGAGUGGCAUAACAGGAAGUUGGUUCUGGUUCCUGGGUUAGGGUGCUCAGGCAGGAGCAGGAGGCCGAGGGCUUCGUGAGGCGCUCGUUUCCAGGUCCCGAGAUGAUGGCAGUGUAACUUGCAAAAUAUUUCCAUCGAAGAAGCUGUUUUGAAAGCAGAAAUAUGUAGCGAAGUAGUUGCUUCUGGAUAACAUUUGUGUUCUCAUGUAAACCUAUGAGAGGUCUAUGAACUUGACCACCUUUUCAGUGAUGAAACAACAUUGGGAAUUGUGGACAAAAUUGGAGAGCAACUUAAUAAAGCUUAUAAAGCCCAUUCACAAGUGCAUCUGGAAAUUGCUGUUCUGAAAGCAGGCCAGUACACUGCAGGGUAACUCCUUAGGCUGUGAAUGUAGUAGCAAUGGAACCUCUGCUGCAGGAAGGCUCGAACGUUUUUAGUGCUGCAGGACUUUCUGAUACUUCCAUAGAACUGACAGAAAACUACAUGCAGCAAAUACGUGAACAGCAGGAAAGGAUAGAGCUUCAAAGCAACAUUAUUGCAAAACUGAAAUCACAGUUAGCUGCUCUGAAUGCUAAUAGAGGUAAUGUACACCCCUACAUUCCAAUGCAUGAAGACGUUGAAACCUCCAACUUGUCUUUAAGGCAGCUCUCUGAAAAGCUGAAUGCAGCAAAGCAAAGAGAAAAACUCUUGAAGGAACAGUUAGAAAUUGAGAGCAUGAAAUUGAAGCAACUUGAAGACAAAAAUAAUCAAAAGGAAAGGAAGCUGAUAUCUAUUAUUUCCAACCAAGAAAACACAAUAAGAAGUCUGAAAAGCAAAUUGAAAGAAUUAAGUGAAGCACAAAAGGAUAUACAGAUGCCAGCAGAUAAAAGGGAGGUGAAAAGUAAGAAAGUUGUUCCAGAUAAGCCUGAAUUAUCUCUAGGGAUCUCUGGUGUUUCACCUGUGUCUGAAAGGGAGAAUGUGGAGACUAUUUUCCAGGACAUGAAAGAAGAGUGGCAUCGAAUAUGUAUGCUAGCCAGAGAACAAACAGACCAACUGAGUAAAUUUAAGAUAAAGCCAGAACCUGAAACUGAAAUACAGUUUUCCAUGCCGAUACAGUGUACUGAUAAAACUGAUGAACAAGCAGAAGAGCUUUUUAAGCCUCGGGUUAUAAAGGAUAUAAAUAGAGGUGCAUCAUGCAUCACAUCUAUCACACCAAGAGGAGUGGGCCAAGAUGAGGACAACUCCUCUAUAGAAUCACUUUCUAAAUUUAAUGUCAAGCUUCCACCUACAGACAAUGACUCUGCUUUCUUGCAGAGCACUCAGGAAAAACCAGCAAUUCCUUGUACUGGUAUAGCUGAAAACAUGCUUCAAGAUCAUCAUUUUAACCUGGAGCUUAGAGACCGUGCUGUUAACCUCAGUAAAUUGGAACCUAACUCAUUUGAAGCUCAUGGAGUUGAUCUCAUGACCUCAGCUUUACAAAGUUUAACUACUGUUGACAAAACAAAUCGCCCAGAUUAUGCAAACAUGUCCAUAGAAAAUACCCAUGACAAAACAUGUUUAAAAACAACAGACACUGGUUUCACAUUUGUACCUAAGCACACAGACCAGGGUGUACCUGAAGUAAUUUUUUCAUCUUUAGAAGCUGCUGGGACAGUCAUCAGAGGUCCUCAUCAGCUCAUUUGGCAGCCUGAAGACAAUGAUUUGCUGGCACAAUCUUAUACAGCCUCUGAACUGAAUCAGUGUGGAAUAUGCGAAUUCUGUCGAGAAGUUUUCCCACCAUCUAUGACAUCUAAGGAAGAUUUUCUUCGGCAUCUGAAUUCCCACUUUAAAGUACAGUCUUAAUGUAUGAGAAUUCAAUGGUUCACUGUUUUGCAUAUAUUUUGAUUUUUUUUUUAUUCAAUAGAUACGCUAAGAAUUGAAGAAUUAAGACUUCUUGUAACAAGAACUCAUGACUGAAACGGUGUGUCAGAUAAGCAAGUUCUUAAUUGUCCUUUGACAAGGUAACAUGAAACUGUCAGUCACUUCAAUAUUGUAAUUCACAUUAUUGCUUGUUUUGCUUCAGUAUUGCCUUCGAGAGUGAUGUUAAACACCUUUUUCUUUUUUUUUUCUCCUUUUUCCUUGUUUUUUUUUUUUCCUUUUAAUUUAUGAGUGUAGAUUUGCAGAAUUAAUGCCUUAAUCUGGCUGGGGAAACUGGUGUAAUGCUAGGAUGUUUUUUCUCACUAUCCAGUGAUGUGAUUAUGUUCUCCUUGAAGUAAACAGGAAGAGAAGUAGACUCCCAUUUUUCAUUUCUCUUACAAAAAUUCCAAAUUUAACUUACAGUAGCGAACCUCUUAAUUGAGAUUCUUGUAAAAUCAUCUCAGUAACUGAAUGCCAGGUAUGUCAAAAUUAGAGUAGGCUUGUUCAUUAGUAACAUAAAUGAAUGGUUGACUCUCCCAGAUGAAUUGUUUACUAGAGAGAGUAAUCAAACACAGCACAUAAAUUACCCAUUUGCCAAAAUCUAUCAGUAGCAAUUUUAUGGAUAUCUGUUACAUGUUAUAAAAAAAAAGAAAUAUUAUUUUGUGUGCCUUUCUAUCAAUAAUCUGUGAAAAUACACCCACGGAAAAAGUUGUAUUACUAUGAGGGAUAAAGUGAGAAAGGAUUAAACUUUCCCUAAAACUAAGAAUACCAAAGAUUAUUUACCUUUCCUUCUGGUCUGGUAUGAAGGAUUGCUGAAGUCUGUUACAGCCUAGAAAGAAAAACAUAAUCACUGAAAUCUCAGUGACUCAAUUUUUAACUAGAAUAAGCUUCGUGGCCUUCUCAAUGCAAUUUAAAUUUGUGUUUAAUUGAAACACUGUAUUCUGAUAAAGUUUGCACAUUUUCUGGGUUUAUUAGGAUCAGAUUAAAAAGGGGGGUACUAAGUAAUUUCAUUUGAUCAUAGCAACUAGAAUUUUUUUGCAUUUGACCUGCGUAUAGGUUUUAGUCCUGAUAUUUGAUAAUUAGCAUUAAUAUUUUCAUAGCAGCAAAACACAACAGUUUCUCGUUUUAAAGAUUUGUUUGCAGGUGACACUUUCUGGGAAGAAUUAACACCUGCACAUUUUUAGAAAUUGAUUUUUCUAAAAUUAUUUCCUCUAUUUUAAACAUCUCAUGUUUGUGACUGGCUGUCAACAGAGUGUACUGUAAUAAACAGCAGUGCGCAGGGCUUGUCUUCUCCAUGACCUGGAGAAAGAGUUUGUUACUAUUAACAGCUCUAAACCCCGGCGGUAUCCCGCGCAGAAGAGGAUACGUUCAUCCCCGGGCCCGCCGUGCAGCGUGUGAAGUACCUCCCAGGCGAGCGCGGCUGGGGGUGGUUCCUGGGAGAGACAGAAGUUCCAGGAUUGGGAGGAGAGAUGGGGAUUCGCACAUCUCCAGCCAGCCCGACACAAAGCCGACUUGUCCUCUCAACCGUGAAAUUCGAACUCAGGAGCUCACGUUAUUAAGAACUGAACAAACUGCGAGUCACCUUUAAAGAAAAUAAAGUCAUCUCUGUGUGUCCGUC
Messenger RNA from Pezoporus occidentalis (night parrot), 3518 nucleotides. It is a transcript of the gene TANK, whose product is annotated as TRAF family member associated NFKB activator. Lineage: Eukaryota; Metazoa; Chordata; Aves; Psittaciformes; Psittacidae. Bases 425 to 1846 code for a protein of 473 amino acids. The record is from RefSeq and is a predicted model, not a curated record. The transcript has 11 exons. Gene Ontology annotation, biological process: canonical NF-kappaB signal transduction.